AUGGACACUUCAAAGCCGGUUGACGUAUCUUUUGUCAAAGCACUGCCAAAGAUCGAGCUUCACGCUCAUCUUAGCGGCAGUAUCAGUCGUCAGUGUCUGCACGAGCUAUGGCAACAGAAGAAGGCAGAGAAUCCUGAUUUCGAUGUCGAAGACCCGCUGGUUCUUAUGCCUCCAGGCAAGGUAGAUUAUGACCUGAAGACCUUCUUCUCAACUUUCUCCAAAUUGACCUACCAAAUCUGCAAUGACCUAAAGGGCCUAGUAUACGCCACCAACUCGGUACUCCAGGAUUUCCUAGAUGAUGGAGUCGUGUACCUGGAGCUGCGCACUAUCCCACGCGCAUCGCCGGGUAUAACCCGCGACGAAUACAUCAACACGGUGCUAACAACAAUCGAAAAAUUCAAAACAAAAUGCAACCGAAUGACCGUGUCACUAAUCCUAGCGAUCGACCGCGGCAGCAUGAACGCAGCACAAGCAGACGAGAUCGUCGAUAUGGCAAUCGCAAACAAGCCGCGCGGGGUUGUCGGCGUAGACAUCUGCGGCAAUCCAACGAAAGGCGACGUCAGCAUUUACAGGGAUGCUUUUGCGCGGGCGAAAUCCAGCGGCUUGGGCAUCACGGUGCACUUUGCCGAGACAGUCGCUUCGGCCUCGCCUGUUGAGUUGGCCACGCUGCUUGAAUUUAUGCCUGAUCGACUCGGGCAUGUUAUUCAUGUGCCUGAUGAGUUCAAGAGGGAGAUUUCUCGGCGGAAACUCGGGCUUGAGUUGUGCAUUUCAUGCAAUGUUCAUGCGAAGAUGAUUAGUGGCGGGUAUUUGGAUCACCAUUUUGGGUAUUGGCGACAUGAAGAUUGCCCGAUCGCGUUGUGUACCGAUGAUGUGGGAUUUUUCUGUAGUCCUGUCUCCAAUGAGUACCUUCUCGCCGCGCUGCAUUUUGACUUGAGCCGCGAAGAUCUCUUGCGGAUCUGUUACAAGGCUACAGAGGCUAUUUUCGCCGGCGAGGCUGAGAAAGAAAGGAUUGCAUGGAUGCUGGAUGUGUUCAAGGUGGAUAUAAAUAUGUCGUGA
Messenger RNA from Penicillium antarcticum, 1056 nucleotides. RefSeq names its product putative adenosine deaminase. The coding region runs from base 1 to 1056 and encodes 351 amino acids. Gene Ontology annotation, molecular function: adenosine deaminase activity. The transcript is spliced from 4 exons. The record is from RefSeq and is a predicted model, not a curated record. Gene Ontology annotation, biological process: inosine biosynthetic process; adenosine catabolic process. NCBI's taxonomy places the organism in Eukaryota, Fungi, Ascomycota, Eurotiomycetes, Eurotiales, Aspergillaceae.